Molecule: messenger RNA, 417 nt
Organism: Eimeria maxima
Lineage: Eukaryota; Apicomplexa; Conoidasida; Eucoccidiorida; Eimeriidae
Exons: 2
Coding region: 1-417 (138 amino acids)
Source: RefSeq, a predicted model, not a curated record
AUGUGCCAUCCCAGCCAUCCCCUUGCACCUCACCAUCAGCACGACCAUCAGCAGCAGCAGCAGCAGCAGCACCACGACAACCACAAGAACCACCAGCAGCAGCACCAUCAGCAUCAGCAGCAUCAGCAUCAGCAUCAGCAUCAGCAGCAGCAGCAGCAGCAGCAGCAGCAGGAGGACUGUACGUAUCCCCAAUCCUUAUUACCUCCUCAUCAGCAGCAACAACAGCAGCAGCAACAACAGCAGCAGCAACUACAGCAUGUCCAAAAAUAUCAACAAAAAUUCAUGCAGCAACAAAAAAUUCCUUUGCUGCUGCAGAUACAACUGCAGCAGCAGCAGCAGCAGCAGCAGCAGCGCAACAAACCAUUCAGAGGGAAACUAAAAGAUCUUAAGGCAGAGAGAAUUUGGUUCCAAGACUAA